AUGGAAAUAAAAAGCGAGAGUGGACUUCGAGUACUGGCCGUGAAUAUACUGGGUCGCUUUUUGUUGAAUCCGGAUAAAAAUAUUCGUUAUGUUGCCUUGAAUACCUUGCUCAAAACUGUCGCAAUAGACUACCAAGCUGUGCAAAGGCAUCGUACAACGGUUGUGGAUUGCCUGAAGGAUCCAGAUGUUUCUAUAAGAAAGCGUGCUAUGGAAUUGUGUUUCGCGUUAAUGAACAAAACAAACAUCGCAAAUAUGACUAAGGAAAUACUGAUCUUCUUAGAAACCGCAGAUCCUGAGUUCAAGGCAAGUGUUUAUUUUUAUUUUGUGACCGAAGUUUUCAAUAAUUUGCCGUUCCAACACCUUUUUUCCUCUGCCUGUUACGUGUCUGAAUGUGCGUCAAAGAUGUACGUCGCAACUGAGCGAUUCUCACCGAAUCACGAAUGGCAUCUUGACACGAUGAUUACCGUAUUGCGUUUGGCUGGUAAUUAUGUACCGGAUGAAGUGGUUUCGUGUAUGAUCCAACUAAUAUCCUCUCAUAGUGAGCUCCAACAUUACGCCGCCAUGCAACUGUUUCGAGCUGCUCAACUAGAUUCAACGAAUGCUCAACCACUUCUUCAGGUCGCAUUCUGGACUAUUGGUGAAUUUGGUGAUUUGCUCCUUCAGCCAGCUGAUGCGGACUCGGCAAAGGUGAGAUAG
Cooperia oncophora is the source of this 696-nucleotide messenger RNA. NCBI's taxonomy places the organism in Eukaryota, Metazoa, Nematoda, Chromadorea, Rhabditida, Trichostrongylidae. The record is from the annotation of a GenBank genome assembly.